This is a messenger RNA of Danio aesculapii, 3414 nucleotides long. RefSeq names its product LIM domain-containing protein 2-like. The transcript is spliced from 4 exons. Gene Ontology annotation, molecular function: actin filament binding. The record is from RefSeq and is a predicted model, not a curated record. Bases 224 to 568 code for a protein of 114 amino acids. Gene Ontology annotation, biological process: actin filament bundle assembly. Gene Ontology annotation, cellular component: actin cytoskeleton; plasma membrane. NCBI's taxonomy places the organism in Eukaryota, Metazoa, Chordata, Actinopteri, Cypriniformes, Danionidae.
GUCCGUUGAAAAGAGCUAGGUGGGGGGAAAACACGUCGAGCUCUGUCGGGUGAUCAGUGUGUGCUGGUACAUUUCAUUCAGCUCAGCCUGCAGAAGUUCACCUUGUAUACCAGCGGACAAAACGAAUGAGAUUUCAGCCCACUCGUGCACAGUGAGCGGACCGGAACCGGCAGCAGAUCUCUCUCAUCCCCUUUCUCUUGAGCAAGCUGAUAAGAAGACCCAGAUGGACAACAGGAAUACGUCGGAUGACAAGCCUGUUCAACGAUCUAAGUCUUUCAGUUUCAAGACCCAAAAGGAGACCUGUGCAUCAUGUGAGAAGACUGUGUAUCCGAUGGAGAGAUUGGUGGCCAACAAUCUCAUCUUUCACGCCACGUGCUUCUGCUGCAAGCACUGCAACACCAAACUUAGUCUGGGCUCUUACGCAGCUCUGCAGGGCGAGUUUUACUGCAAACCACACUUCCAGCAGCUCUUCAAGAGCAAAGGCAACUACGACGAGGGCUUCGGGCGCAAGCAGCACAAGGAGCUCUGGGCUUCCAAGGAUGCAGAGAGCAUCGGCAAGACGGCAUAAUCCGCAAUGAUUUCCAAAGCUCAUCUUUCACCUCCACUGGCCAAUCAUGAUUCUUCACACACAUUCACACUUACACAAGCAGUUGAGCCAGAUAUACCACACUCUGAUAGGGUUGAUCAACUUCCCUCUUUUGUUUUGUUUUCCCGCUCCCUGCUCAAUUUUAAUUUCUGUUUUAUUUUGCCUUGUUACAUUUCUUACAUUCAAUGUUUUUUUUUCGUCUAGUGUUGUGGAGUUAACAGUUAGUUGAUUGUGACCAAAAUCAUUGUGUCCCAUAUUGGUGGGAUGAUUCGCUUAUUAGGAUCCUGUUUGGCAGUGCUAGUAGUACCAGAUGGUUUCAAUUAUACACUCAGGUAACUAUUCUGGGGUGUCGCAUCAAUCUAUCUUUUAUGUACAUAGUCAAUUUUUAAGUGUUUUGUUUUUAUGAUUGUCUUGUUUGUUUGUCCUUCAUUUUAUUUGCAGCAAUCUGUACUGUACUUUUUUUUUUUAAAUAUUAUUAUUAUUAUGUAGUUUUCUUUGUUGGCGCAGGGUCUUUUAUCUGUGAAUCUACAGGGUACACUGUACUUUUAAAGAGCUCGCCUGAGUUUACAUACCCGACUUCACUUUAUUUUUCUUAAUUUAUCUUAAAAAGAUCUAACAAGAUCUACAAACCAAUCAAAUGAUGAGAUUCCUAUUUUUAAGCAUUUAUAUCUUUUAUAAAAUAUAAUUCUAAAUGCCAUAUUUGCUCAAGUAACACAGUUUAAUUCCUUAAUAACCACUUUGAGUUAAUUUUAUUAUAAAUUUAAGAUUAACUUGCUCACUGCAAUAAAUAGUUUUGCUCCGUAUUUUAGUCCUGUUUUAUAAACCGAAUAAUGUGUGUGAUCUGUCAUCUUGCUUUUUUCAAGUAAAUGUAUAUUGAUUUAAGCAAGUGUAGAUAUUUGUGCAGGAAAACAAGAUUAAAAUACGUUGUAAGAAACUUUUUGCAGUGUUAAAACGGUCUCGUGUCACAUUUUGUAGCGCCCUCUAGUGUUUUGGACGACAUUCCUUUUCUUUAUUUCUACCUAAUAUUGGUUAUUCUUUAAAUGCCAUCUAGUAAUCUAUCUAUGCUCAUAUCAAUCAAAUAUGCCUCAUGUCUUAUUUUAGUCAUAUUUUAUAUUAUCUAGCAGACUGCACAUCCUAUUGUUUUUUUUCUUCUUCUCAUAUUAUUGAAUGCUCAGUGAUUACUUGCAAAGGCAUUUGUACACAAGUACCACUAAGCAGAGUGAAUGUACUGUGACGCACUGUACUUAUGUCUUGCUGCAUGGGACCAAGCUUGUACGACAAAUUGAGAUAUUCACAGGGAACUAAGUCUCAGAGGAAAUGACAUUUUCUGAUGCUUUGCGCCAUUGCCUUUCCCCCUUCCACCACUUCCUGUCAUCGCAUAGUUUAUGGCAAUUUCCUGUGGGCUUCUCUGUGACAGGGUUUUGUGGGACUUUGAGUGCACGUUUUAAAAAGCGUGGCUCAAAAAGCAUUGCUCAGGAAUAUGGAUGGGUCACACUGAUCCAAAGUGCUCGUUGUUCAAAUCUGUUGUUCACUAAACCGUUUUCACACUUGAAAUUGUCUGGGUUCGAGCAGGAAGUACAUCAAAACCAACACUUCCAUCCCAGGUUUUAAAUGCACACGUCAGCUUAAAAACUGACUUUGCUUGUUGUGAAUUGUCACUGUGGCCAUAAGCUGUGACCUCUAGUUCAUGCGUUUGUGUACAAAACAUCAUCUUGCCAUCACGAAUGAAUGAAAUGCCUCUCUGUUUUAAUACUGUUGCUUUCGGUUUUAAAUGUAUAACAUGGUAAAGCUGUUCUGAAGUGUCUGUAAUUGUUAAAUGGCAUAAGGAACUGGUCUGUUUAUGUUUGGGUCGUUUUAGUGGCUUUUUUUUGUGUUUUGCAGUGGUCUCGUCUGCCUUUUUAGUGCAAUGGCCUUUUUGUUUAUACGUUUGAGGCGAUUCUUCAUUUCGACUCGCUAAGCCAUUGAAAAUCAUCCAAAUAAUUGAACAACUUGAAUGCCACAGAAGUCCCCGUGUAUGUAUAUAAGAUUACUGUGAAGUUGCGAGGAAUUGAUGAAAGCUCUUGGCAUGAUGCUAUUUUCAUAUUAAGCCUUAUUUUAGUUCUUUUUUUUUUAGUUUUGACUUCUUUUUCCCCAAAUCAUCAGCUUUUAAAAAUGUCAUAAUCUGCUUUCUCACCCUCUUAAACAUUAGCACCUGUAAAAGAUUUGGUCAUUUCUAUCAAAAAAUGCUUUUCUUUUUGCAACAAACUUUCCACAGACACAAAAAUCACUGUUUAUGUCAAUUGUAGGUUGUGUUUGCACGCAGUACGCCAAGGUACAAAUGACACAAUAUUCUGCAAAACUCUCACAGUCUUUUGUAAACAUCAUAACAAACCAGAAAAAGGUACGCUCUUAUUUGCUCUUCUCUGAUGGAUUUGUUGUUCUUGAAAUGUGCGGGUGUGUCUUUGUAAGUGUAUGGAUAUUUAAGGUUGCAAAAGAUUAUUUUUUAAAAGCUGUCGACUCCGUCUGCAUGCAUUGAGUGAGAGGAGAUCAAUGUACAGUUGUGUGUUAUUCUGCAUCUAAAACUUGAUCAGCAGAACAAGGUGGCCUUAAAGCAGAAAAAGGUCUUGGCUCUCAUUUCUUUUGUCCCUCAUCAGGUUUAUUUUCGUCUCAGUACUUUUAUCAGCCCUUCAGAUCAACUCCUACAAGAAUUUGUAAUAAAACGCCAAUUCUCUUACGUUCACUCCCCAAGUUUUUACAUUUUGUUUUUUCUCCUUGGUUAAAAUUCUCAUUUUUGUACAUGCUUUUGGAGAAAAUUUAAAUAAAUGACAUUGCUGGUGUUGAUCAACAAA